Closterium sp. NIES-65 is the source of this 9956-nucleotide messenger RNA. NCBI's taxonomy places the organism in Eukaryota, Viridiplantae, Streptophyta, Zygnematophyceae, Desmidiales, Closteriaceae. The record is from the annotation of a GenBank genome assembly.
UGGAGGAGUUCAAGCGCGGGCAGCGGUACGCCAACUGGCGCACUAACGAGGAUGCCACGGAACCCGGCCAGGGCGGCACUCUGCUGUCAUCAACGCCCUACUACCACGAGCAGCACGGGGAGGGUCUCUUCACGCACAGCCUCUUCCGCCUCGGCAACCGCCUCCCUGACUGGGUGAACCGGCUGGUGCCGCCGUCAGUGCUGGUGGUGGAUGAGAAGAGCUGGAUCAACUACCCCUACUUCCGCACCAUCAUCACCAUCCCCUUCUUUAGCAAGCUGCGCAUGGAGAUCGAGACCAUUCACCUGCAGGACGACGGCUCGCACCCCAACGCCUUGGGAUUGUCACCAGCUGAGCUGGCGCUGCGGCGCGUGGACUGGAUGGAUAUUGGCAGUGAACCUGUGGCCAAACGCGACUACAAGGCCGAGCUCGACCCGUUAUUGGUCCGCUCUAAGCUCACAGGUCGCGGCCCCCUAACCCCAGGGUGGCAGAAGAGGGAGCGGCCUCUCAUGUGUGCAUACAAGGUGGUGCGAGCCCAGGCGGAGUAUUGGGGUGUGCAGAACAGUGCAGAGCGGCUGCUCAUCAACUCGCUCAGGCAGGCGGAGUACUGGGGUGUGCAGAACAGUGCAGAGCGGCUGCUCAUCAACUCGCUCAGCCGCUCUGUGCUGUCAGGCGUGCAGAGCAGCGCAGAGAAGCUGCUCAUCAACUCGCUCAGGCAGAUAUUCCUGCGAGCGCACAAGAACUGCUUUGGCCUCGUAGACUACUGGUUCGCCCCAGCCCUCUCCCACACGCUCUCUCUUCCCCACACUCUUGCUUCCUCACCCUGUCUGCCCACACGCUCUCUCUUCCCCACACUCUUGCUUCCUCUCCUCACCCUGUCUGCCCCUCUCUCUUCCUCACCCUGUCUGCCCCUCUCUCUUCCUCACCCUGUCUGCCCCUCUCUCUUCAGCAUUGCAAUCACUGACAAGAACAAGCCACAGAUCAUUGCAAUCACCGACAAGAACAAGCCUCAGGUCCCCGUCCCAAAGCCCCUCCCUCCUCCCGAACCUGCUGCCGAGCCUGUUCCAGAACCUGCCUCCGAACCUGAAGGUCGUAGCAAGAGGGACGGGUUGAUAGCGGGCGGUGUGGAAGAGGGGAGGGAGGGGAGGAGGGAUGGGAUGCUGACAAGAGGGAGUGAGAGUGAGGGAGGUGAGGGGGAGGGGGAAGGGGAGGAGACGGAGGAGGAAUCAGAGGAGGAGGAUGAGGAGUGGGAUGAUGAAGUGGAGUUCUACGAAGCACAGAUGCAGUGGGCGGCCGAGGAAGAACUCUUCGGAGAGAAGAUGCUUUCAGACCUGGGUCAUCCGCUCUCCCUCUGCUUGGAGCAGCCCCCGCCCCUCUGCCCCCUCUGCUGUGCGCGCACACACCACCAGGGCGGGCAGCUGGAGGGGAGAGAGAGGUCGGCGGAAGCUGGCAGGGCAGUGCAAGAGUGUGCGCCGGCUGUGUUCUGUGUGUCGUGUGGCGAGUUCUUCUGCCACCGCUGCUUUCACGAGUUCCACAUCACGCCUCGCUUGCAGCAGCAUGCCACACACCCCAUCGCUUCUUCCCAGACGAUUCCUCCUGCCGCCCCUGCUGACGCACAGAAUGGCUACUCUCCACUCAAUCAGAACCUGCCACGUGGCAGCACAGACACUGUCCCCACGCCCCCUACCACCACCAGUCACCGCAUUGCACCCAGCGGCACCAGCACAACCACAAGUAAUACCGAGGAGGACUACUCAAUUGGUGUCGGCAGCGCUGGUGCUGUUGCUAGUGCUCCCUCUGCUGCUACCUCUGGUGCUGCUGCUGCUGCUGCCUCUGUUGCUGCUUCUGCUGCGCGCACAGAGAGGAGGAGGCAGAAGGCAGAGGCGAAGGGAUUGAGAGAGCAGGCGAGGGAGGGGGAGAGGGAGGAGAGGGAGGGCAUGAUGCUAGCGGCUCGAGAGGUGAGAGCGGAGGAGAGGAGGGACGAGAGGGAGAGGAGGGAGGAGGAGAGGGAGAGGAGAGGGGAGGAGAGGAGGAGCAAGGAGUGGAGGGGGAAGGGCAGCCUACUGGGGAGAGAUGGGGGUCGCAGGGGGAGUUGGCGUAUGGGGGAGGGGGAGAAGGGGGAAGAGGGUUUGUCGGAGGAGGGGGGAAGGGGAGCAGGGUUGUGGGGGGGAGGAGGGGUUGAGAGGGGGGAUGGGAGGAGAGCAAGUGGGAGGUGGGUCGCAGGUAAGCGCAGCAGCGCUGCCUUGAACAGCAGAGAUUCCCAGGCGGAUUUCCAGGUGGAAACUCAGGGGGCGAACCCCAUUUGGGAAGGGCAGGCUGGCAUGCAGGAGGGGUCAAGUGGGAGGCCAGUGAGGGAGCGGCUAAGGGAGGAGUACGAGGGGCGACCUGUAGAGCUCUCAAUGGCUCUCGUUGGUGGUAUCCUCGCCAUCUAUAAGGCCGCUGCUAACGCUGAUGCUAAUGCUAAUGCUGCUUCUGCUACUGAUGCUGCUGCUGCUGCACCCUCCGCCGCCUUGCACGGAAUCCCAUCCCCCACACUGACCUCCUCGCUAUCCUCACCAUCGCUCGCAUCGCUGGGUUCCGGAGCAUCUCAGCCGUCCGUCUCUGCCCGGCACUCUGACUCUGCCCUGGCUCACAUUGACCCUCCCACCCCUCUCUCCACCUCUCACCCUCCCUUGCCUUCUUCCAACAUAUCCUCUCAGCAGCCGCAGCGGCAGCAGCAGCAGCAGCAGCCAGGCACCCCAUUUGAACGCUCACGCGCCUUCUCCUGGAUGGGUCCUAGAGUCUUCUCCCGCUCCGCCUCCUCCCCCACCCUCUCUCACACUCACUCACACACCACUGCUGCCCCACACUCGUCCGCUGCUUCUCUCACUUCCACUCUCUCUGCUGCCGCUACCAAUUCCCCCUGGUCCUCUGUUGCCAGUCUUCCUGGCAGCAUUGCAAGCUCAGCAGCGGCUGUUGCUGGCGUUGCUCCUGAUUUGCCUGAAGAUGAUGUGUGUGCUGGUGACUCAGCACCUGGGGUUGCUGAUGUGACUGUAACAUAUGGGGAAAAUGUGACUGUAACAAAUGGGGAAAAUGUGACUGUAACGGAUGUGCAAGUGGUUCUGGACUAUCUGGCAUCGGAAGCAGGCACAGCUCAUCGACAUGAGCUCCAACGGUUCAGGAUCCUAUCAGAGCUGCUGGCAGACAUGCAGCCACAGCAGCUGGGGCACUCGGAGCGACUGGCCUUCUGGAUCAACGUGUACAACGCACUAGCCAUGCAUGCGUAUCUGGUGUAUGGCCAGCCACGCAGCCACUACAAGCGAGUCAUGUUCAUGCACAAGUCGGCCUACAUCAUUGCUGGCCUGCCCUUCUCCAUCCUCGCUAUAGAGCACUGCAUUUUAAGAGCUGCGUCCUUCCAACCAGCACUGUGCAGCGCUACAGGCGGGGGGAGUGCGUGGCGCUACAGCCUGGCUCUGCACCCUCGUCACACCUCCUUCCCUUUCCCCACCGUCCACCCUCUCAACAUUCUCCUCUCAGGCGGGUCUGCUGCCAGUGCAGCGCUACAGGCGGGGGGAGUGCGUGGCGCUACAGCCUGGCUCUGCACCCUCGUCACACCUCCUUCCCUUUCCCCACCGUCCACCCUCUCAACAUUCUCCUCACAGGCGGGUCUGCUGCCAGUGCAGCGCUACAGGCGGGGGGACGUGCGCUACAGCCUGGCUCUGGACCGGCCCGAGCCUCUCGUCACCUUUGCUCUCAGCUGUGGCUGCGCCUCCGCUCCCCCUGUAAGCCUCGCCUCCCUCUGGCCCUCCUCACUCUCACCCCCCCUCUCCAAUUCCCUCCCUCCUCUCCCCUUUUUACAUGUGCUGUUCUGCCCUGGCAUUUACACAUUCGCACAUUACUUGCCACUGUGCUAUCAUACCCUCACCCUGAUCCCCACCACUGCGGGCAGCGCAGCGGCAGAUUCAGCGGAGGCCGAGAGCACAGUGGCGGAAGACAUGAAGCAGCGGAGAGGCCUCCGCGGCAAAACCGAGGCUGACGUCAUCGUCAUCGGUUCCGGAAUCGGCGGGCUCUGCUGCGGCAGCCUCCUCGCGCGCUACGGCCGCGACACGCUCGUGCUCGAAAGCCACUACCUCCCGGGCGGCGCGGCGCACGGAUUCACGCGAAACGGCUUCUCGUUCGACACGGGCCCAUCGCUGUUCUCAGGAUUGUCGUCGCGCGGCCCGCAGGCGAACCCGCUCGCGCAGGUUCUCGACGCGCUGGGGGAGACCGUGCCGUGCGCGGCGUACGACAGCUGGAUGUGCUACCUGCCUGAAGGCGACUUCCUCUCCCGCAUCGGCCCGUCUCACUUCAUUGAGGUCUUACAGCAGCGAGUGGGGGAGGACGCUGUGCGCGACUGGCGCAAGCUCAUGGCAGUGGUGGAGCCUCUAGCCGGGCCCUCCAUGGCCCUUCCCCCAGCCGCUCUCCGUGCUGACCCUGCUGUGCUGCUCACCGCAGGGCUGAGGUACGGGCCGAGCCUGCUCCGCACGUUCGGCAACGCUGGGCCUGCAGCUGCGCUCAAUGCAUCUAAGCUGAUGGGUCCGUUCUCCUCGCUAGCCAACUCAGUGGGAGUGAAGCACCCCUUUGUGCGCAACUGGAUCGACCUGCUCUCCUUCCUGCUGUCGGGACAGAAGGCCGACGCCACCAUUGCGGCUGAAGUGGUGUACAUGUUUGCAGAGUGGUACAAGCCAGGGAGCGUCAUGGAGUACCCUCUCGGCGGCCCAGAGGCGAUUAUUGAGGCGCUUAUAAGGGGGAUGGAGAAGCACGGCGGGCAGCUCUCCCUGAACUGCCACGUGGACAGCAUAGUGGUGGAGGGCGGCCGGGCAGUCGGCGUAAAACUUAAAUCCGGGCAGGUUGUUCGCGCCCGAACAGCCGUGGUGAGUAAUGCAUCGGUGUGGGAUACCAUGCGACUGCUGCCACCCGGGAGUGUACCUGCGGAGUAUCGGAAAGAGAGGGAGGCUACACCUGAGUGUGAUUCAUUCAUGCACCUGCAUCUCGGAAUCAAGAAGGAGAAUCUUCCUGCUGACCUGGAAAUCCAUCACAUCGUGGUCAAUGAUUGGUCGGUCGGUGUCGAUGCGCCUCAAAACGUGGUCCUCAUCUCCAUCCCGACGGUUCUCGAUGCGUCACUGUCGCCACCUGGCACCGUCUCAUUGCACGCGUACACUCCGGGGACCGAGCCCGCUUCCCUGUGGCAAGGCCUGGAUAGGCGAUCGGCUGAAUACAAGAAGCUGAAGGAGGAGAGGGCUGAGGUGAUGUGGAAAGCAGUGGAAAGGGUACUUGGUCCGGGCAUGGCGACGUCGACAGAAGACGGCGAAGCGGAUUACAUGCGGUAUCUAGACUCGGAGCAAGCAGUCAUGGAUUACGACAUGUGCGACGAAGACAGCGACGAAUGCGACGCGUACGACUAUACCGAUGACAGCAGCGACGCGGACAGUCAAGACGGCUCACAGGGAGAUUGGGACUGGGACGCGACGCCUCGGCGGGACAGGACGGCCGACGCGCGGCAAUAUCAAGGAGAAGACGACUCGGACGAGGACAACGACAUGCUGGACGGCGCGGCGGACGUGAGCGCACAACAGGCGGCGCGGGGGCGGGACAUUCAGGGCAUCCCGUGGGAGCGGCUGCACUUCACGCGCGCAAAGUACCGCGCCAUGCGCCUGCAGCAGUACAAGAACUACAAGAACCUCGACGUCCCAUUGGACGCUGUCGAUAAGGAAGUGAAGCAGGUCAGCACAGACGCGGAGUUCUUCAGUUUCGCCUACAACACGCGCGCCGUCAAGUCCACCAUCGUGCACUUCCAGCUGCGCAACCUAGUGUGGGCGACGUCGAAGCAUGACGUGUACACGAUGCACGGCCACACCAUCGGCCACUACUCCGCGCUCUCCCACCGCUCCGUUGACUUCCUUGACCUCAGCGGACCCGUCGUGCCCAUCUCCCAUCUUUCCCUCACCCCUCUAACCAUCCCCCGUCUCCUCCUUUGUCUCCUCCCCAUCCCCACCCCGGGCCCACCCACUUCCACCCCAACCCCAACCCCCCCUCGCCCUCCCCCUCCCCUCCCCUUUCCCUUCCCCUUCGCCCUCCGCCAGCUACAGCGCGCCCCCUGGCUGUACCACCAGCGCGCCACCACUGCCACACUGCGCCCAGGCGGACCCAGGCUCUAUGGGGCCGGGGGGACAGGGGGGACGGGCGGAGUAGCCACUGGCGCGGGGGGAGCAGCAGGGCCUGGGAGAGGGGAUGGAGGGGGAGGGGCGGCGGCAGGGGGGAAUGGGGCAGGAAUGGCGGAUGAUGGGACAUGGGAACCAGUGGGUCGGGUGCAGGUGAGCACGCUGUGUGUGCGCAACGGGCUGGUGGCAGCGGGGGGCUUCAACGGCGAGAUGGUGUGCAAGCGGCUUGACAGCGGCGCAGAGGGCGGCGUGUCGUAUGCUGGGCGGAUAACACGCGAUGAGAGCGCCAUCACCAAUGCCGUAGAGAUCUUUGAAUCCGCCAGCGGAGCAGUGCGAGUGCUAACGUCAAACAAUGACUGCCUCGUGAGGGAGUUUGAUGCUGACUCGUUUGCCAUCAUCGCCCGCCACCACCUGCCAUGGCCCAUCAAUCACACGUCAGUAUCGCCGAACGGCAAGCUGGUGGUGGUGGUGGGGGAUGAUCCAGACGCCUUUCUCAUGGACGCCACGUCUGGCCGGGUGGUGGCGCCUCUGAGCGGCCAUGUGGACUACUCCUUUGCAUCAGCCUGGCACCCCAACGGCCUCACAUUUGCCACAGGCAAUCAGGACACCACCUGCCGAGUCUGGGACCUGCGCUGCCUCUCCCGCUCCCUUGCCACCCUCAAAGGCCGCAUGGGCGCGAUCCGGUCCGUCCGUUUCUCAUCCGACGGCCGGUUUUUGGCCGUAGCUGAACCGGCGGAUUUCGUACAUGUGUAUGACGUGAAAGGGGAGUAUGAGAGGAGCCAGGAGAUUGAUCUGUUUGGGGAGAUUGCGGGGGUGUCGUUCUCUCCGGAUUCGGAGGCGCUGUUUGUGGGUGUGGCGGAUCGCACGUAUAGCAGUUUGUUGGAGUUCAACCGGGCGCGGUGUUGUGACUAUAUCGAUGCUACCCGCGCAUCCGCGGGGGAAACUGCGCUGAUUCCGCCAACUUUCGUGCGUCCGCCGUUUCGAUCUGCCGCAGAAAGCCGCACGUUCCGCGCGUUUGAACGGUGGAUGCGCGACGAGGGCAAGAUCCAAUGGUCAGAAAAGCUCGUUUUCCUCCUCACCUGCCCUCCCCCUCCCCCACGCAACCUCCGCCACGGCGCACGCGCCCGUCACUCCCGCGCCUCUCCUUCCGUCUCCCCCGGUCCCUCCGCCUGCCCCCCGCCUGGUCCGCUCCCCGUGGGGGUGUUUGCACGCGCGCCCCUCCCCCUUGGCACAUCCGUUGCGACCAUCCCCAAGUCCGCCUGCCUGACUCCACGCACCUCCCUGCUUGCGCCCUACUUCUCCGCCUCCCCGUUCUUUCAAGCAGAGGGGGAGGCGGAAGGGGAAGGGGAAGGGUCAGAGGAGGGGGAAGGGGAGGCGGAUGAGGAUGGGGAGGGGGGGGAAGAGGAGGGGGGAUCAGGGGAUGCCGGAGAGAGAGGAUGUGCCGGUGCUGUGGGGAAAACGGAAAGCGAAGGAGCUACUAAAGGGGACAGAAAUCGAGCAGGUACCAGUAGCAGAGCUUCACGUCCCCCACCCUCUCCUGCACCCCGCCUCUCUCCACCCCUCUCCGCCUCAACACAGGCCGUCCCCAGUGACCUAGUGGGCAUGCGUGGGGAGUGGAAGCGCCACAUUCUGCCCUUCCUCCUCUCCCUGCCACCCCACCUCCUCCACCUCCUCCCACCAUCCCCAACCGCUUCAAACGAUCGAUACACACACGAGCAGCCGCCAUUGGAGGAGAAUCUGCCGUCGCCCAAUCAGCAGCUGCCAGGUCAGCAGAUGACUAAUCGGCAGCUGCCAGAUCAGCUGUCAUGGGAUGCCUACCUGGCAGUCAAGUCGCUCAUCUCCUCGCGAGCCUUUUCCAUUGACAGCUGGCACGGGCACGGCAUGGUUCCUCUGGCUGACCUGUUCAACCAUCGCACGGCAAGCGAGUCAGUUCACUUUACAAUCAACGAUGGGGAGAGUGAUCCAGAGGAGAGUGGCAAAGAGAGUGAUGAAGAUGGUGAGGAGGUGAGCGAGGAAAGGAGCAAAAGCGAAAGGGGGAAGGGUGGAGACGAGGAGAAGAACGGGGCUAGAGGUAGGGGGGAGGAGGAGGAGGAAGAGGAGCAGUCACUCGAGAAGGAAGGCGAAAGGGAGAAGGCAAGCGAGCAGCUGGAAAUGAUAAUGGUGCGGGAGGAGGGACCUGGGGACGAGGUGUUUAACACCUACGGCCAGCUCAGCACCGCAGCUCUUCUGCUCCGGUACGGCUUCACCGAGCCUCUCAGCUUCGGCGGCGCCGGACCUAAGGGUGGGGAGGAGGAGCUGCCAGUCAGGCUCGGCAAGGGUGGACCAUGGGGUGGAGAAGAGGAGCAGUUGGAGUGUAUAUGCAAUCUACAGUACAACCCAUUUGAUCUGGUUAAUGUGGACCUGAAUGUCAUUAUAAAGGGGCUCAGUCCCGACCAAUCACAGGCCAGCAGUAGAGGAGGGAGAGCAAGCCAAGGAGAGCGUUUCGCAAAAACAGGGCGAGAAUCCAGCCAAUCACAUCGCAGGGGUUCAGGAACUUCCCGGGCGGCAAAGAUUGUUCGUGAUUCUACCUACCCUUCCACUUGCUCCUCCCGGCGCUUGCGGUGGGCUGUGAAGCUGCUAGAGAGGGCUGGGUGCCCCCCGUUAGAGUCACAAGGGGAGAGAUAUUUUGAAAUAUCUGCUGACGGGCGGCCGCAGCUGGAGCUGCUGCUGCUGCUGAGGUUGGCGGGGUUGGGUGACGUGGCAGCUGCCAGGGUGGACGCCAGAGUGGCAGAGAGGGAGGCUGACGUGGAUUGGGCUGGGAUGGGGGCUGCUGAGCUGGCAGGGAUGGUAGAGGAGUGGGUGGAGGGGAUGGGGGAGGGGGAGGGGAUAGAUAGGCGGGCAGGGAGUGUGGGAGGAAAAGAGAAGGGGCAGGGUGGUAGCGGAAAAUGUAUUGAGGGGAGAAAGAGGAGGGAGGGAGAGGAGAGGAUGCGUGAUGGUGAGGUGUCAGCGAGAGGAGAUGAAGGGGAGGUUGAGUUGGGUUCGGAUGAGUCAAGUGAGGGGAGGAAGGGGAGGAAGAGAAGAAGAGGGGGGAGGGAGAGAAGAAGAGGGGGGAGGGAGAGAAGAAGAGGGGGGAGGGAGAGAAGGGACAGAGGUGGUGGGGAGCAUGGUUCAAGAACAGAGUGCAAGGAGGAGCAAGAGAUGGUGGGAGUGGAGAGGGAGGAAGAGAAUGGGGAUGAGGAGGAGGAUGGAGCGGAGAGAGGAGAGGAAGAUGGAGAGGAGGGUGAGUAUGAGGGAGAGGAGGAGAGCAACGAGGAAGAGGUGGCAGCAACCCGUGGGCUACUUGAGCUGCCGACUGUGCGAGCCCUGCUCAGCACAGUGCUGCACGCACGUGACCGCAUGUAUGGGGGAGCACGGAUUACUGCUGCUAAGGCUGCGUUGGACCAGCAGAUGCCUCAAGGCCGUGGGGGUAAAGGACGUGGGACAAGGAGCGAUGCACGUGGGAUGGUGGGUGCGGCAGCGAAUGGCACGUGGACAGUGGUGGAUGAGUUGAGGGCUGCUCAGGUGAUGGAGAGGAAGGAGAGUGCGAUGGGGGUUUGGGGGUGGGAGAGGGAGGAGGUAGAGAGGAGGGAGGGGAGGCAGAGUGAGGGCGGGGAGCAUCGGAGGGAGUGGUGGCGAUUGCUGCAUGCGAGGCGGUUGAGAGUGGCUGAGAGGGGAGUGUUGAUGCGGUGCAGAGCGGUGUGGCUGGGUGAGCGGUGCUUGUGUGGGAGGGAGUGGAGAGGAGAGGAGGCGUGCAGAUUGUGA